AUGACAGAACAUGAUAUAUUGCCAACGCCUGCGGCCCUGCGUCAACAGGAAAAAAUCCGAGUAAAAGAUAACAACAAAACCACAACCAGAUGUGGACAGGAAAAACAAAUUAAAGGAAUGCAAGGUCAUGCAUUCUCAAGGCAACUCGCUCUGGAAAAAUCUCAAAUAUAUAUUCGUGCGACCUUGAUAUGUGUUAUGUAAUAAGAACGAAUGACCUGAGGCAUGAUCUGUCAUUGUUAACACAGUAGAAGCUUCGAUUGUAGUUUCCUCACAAAACUUGUCCUAUCUGAUAAAACAACAAGUCAUUUCAGGAUAACCCAUAUUCAUGUACUACCUCUGAAUGCAUGAUCUAACCACGCUUAACUCAGCAGUGAGUUGUGUACAACAUCACAUCACUUUAAGGUAGCUCACAUUCAAGAAUAUGUACUACCUCUGCAUGAUCUAACCAUGCUUAACUCAGCAGUGAGUUCUGUACAACAUCACAUCACUUUUUUGUUUGUUUUAUUGUUCUUCUAGAUUAUUACAAAAUUAAAUAAGUUUUGUCUGACGUUUCGGUUUCCUAUACGAAAACCAUUUUCGAAGACUUGAACGUCCAAGUCUUCGAAAAUGGUUUUCGUAUAGGAAACAGAAACGUCAGACAAAACUUAUUUAAUUUUGUAAUAAUCUAGAAGAACAAUAAAACAAAAAAAAAAAUUGAAUGAACCUGGAUUCAAACCUUUUAACGAAUCAGAUCACUUUAUAGCUCACAUUCAGGAACAUGUACUACCUCUGCAUGAUCUAACCAUGCUUAAUUCAGCAGUGAGUUCUGUACAACAUCACUGAUCACUUAGCUAAAGGUAGCCCACAUUCAGGAACAUGUACUACCUCUGCAUAAUCUAACCAUGCUUAACUCAGCAGUGAGUUCUGUACAGCAUCAGAAAGGUCUCGUAUAACGUAAUCAUGAUAUGUUUUAGGAAUAGAAGUAACAAAAGAUGACCUCGAACAACUGGAAAAAAGUAUUACCGAAAAGGUAAUACUAGAUAGCCCUAUAUCAGUUUUAAAAUAUUCUCCCAAGAGGUUCGGCAAAGAACAUUCCCUUAUCGAACAGACCUAGAGUUUCUUUCUCCCAUGUGACUGAAGCGACGCUUUACCUAUCAAACAACUCCCUGAAGCAGGAACCCCACUCCCCCAGUCACAACAGUGACAUGUAAAUGACACAAAAAUAUUCUAUUUCUCUUUUCGACAAAGGUUGUGACAGAAAUGAAAGUAAUGUUGCGCACAUGCGGACUGUGUCAACAACGAUUCGUACCUCCACCACCACGAAACUUUCAGCCAAGAUUUAUGCCAAGAAAAAUUCCACAAUCUUCCAAAAUACAAACAAAACUACUGAAUCUACAAGCGCCAAGUACUUCGUGUGUGUCAGGGGAGAAUGGAUGCGAAACUUCAACGACAAUGGCGACCACAACCAAAGCAUCGACGACAAUGGCUGCCACAACCGAAGCACCGACAACGAUGGCGACCACAACCAAAGCACCGACAACGAUGGCCACCACAACCAAAGCACCGACAACGAUGGCUGCCACAACCAAAGCAUCGACGACAAUGGCCACCACAACCAAAGCACCGACAACGAUGGCUGCCACAACUAAAGCACCGACGACGAUGGCGACCACAACUAAAGCAUCGACGACGAUGGCCACCACAACUAAAGCACCGACAACGAUGGCUGCCACAACUAAAGCAUCGACGACAAUGGCUGCCACAACUAAAGCACCGACGACAAUGGCCACCACAAUCAAAGCACCGACAACGAUGGCUGCCACAACUAAAGCACCGACGACGAUGGCGACCACAACUAAAACAUCGACGACGAUGGCUGCCAUAACUAAAGCGCCGACCAGCAUAGCUACAACCACAACUAAGCCGAGUUCAUUAUUACGAGAGAUUGUGUUGAAGCGAACAGAAUGCUCACCUGGCCAGCCAGACUGCAAAAAUUAUAUAGAUUGUUCUAUUGAUAAGAGAAGUGGGGAAACUCAUUGCAAGGUAUGUCUAAAGGCCCGUUAACACUUGCAAUUUUUGCUGUGAUUUUAGGUGCGAUUUUCUUCUUCUGAUAGAUGUGAACGAGUGGAUGAGUUAUGAAUCUUCAGAUGAGGGAACAUGUAUUCAGAUCAUUCAUAACUCAUCUACUCCUUCACAUCCGUCAGAAGGAGAAAAUCGCAGCCAAAGUUGCAAGUGUAAACAGGCCUUAAAGGCACAGUUCAGCCUGUUGAACGAUGGUUUUUAAGGCGCAUUUCAGCCCUUAUAAUUGAAAAAACUAACUAGGAAAAUCAAUUAAGCAUAAUUCAAGAUCACCAAACUUAAUGUUUUUAACAUUUUAAAACAUUUAUAUUGUUAAAAACAUCGAGUUUACUGAUUUUGAAUUAUGCUUAAUUGAUUUUCCUAGUUAGUUUUUUCAAUUAAAAGGGCUCAAAUGCGCCUUAAAAACCAUCGUUCAAAAGGCUGAACUGAACUCACUCAUGAAAUAUAGGCACUAGCAUACAGCAGAUGAAUACUCGUCAAAUAUCCAGUUAUCAGAGUGAGAAAAUAAUGUUACUGGUCCACAAAUAAAUAAAUGAGAAAGAUUUAUCCACACCAAUUAACAUAUCGGAAGUUCAUCACCAUGCCCAGUAUCGGGUUUAGGCUGGUUUAUAUGCACUAUCAAAGUUUCUGUGAUCACAGUAGGAAUUUUGCAUCGGUAAAUCCUAAGUUUUGAAGUAAUAUAUGAACAACGAGAGCGGGUGUUUCACCGGGAUAUCAUACAUUGUUUUCUCGUGUUUGGAUAUCCCGGUGAGACACGAGCUCGAGUUGUUUAUAUGGCUUCUCAAAUGAAUCGAGACGUAACAGAAUGUUUUCGUUUGCUGAUUUGAAUAGAAUUCUUAACCAAGCAUAACGUAAUUAGGAAUUCUAUUCAAGUAAUUUUGCAUGCGUAAUUAAGAUAUUUGAUGAAAACACUAGUGACUUUCAUCAAGUAUCCAAAUGGCAUUUUGUGAUCAAAUAGGUGAUUAUCAUUGGCUGAAUUGCUCAUGAAUUAUUAAUGAAUUUGAGAAGGAUUUGUAAGAAAUUUUGAAGGGCACUGACAAAGUGUUAAACACGGAGUUUACACUGAAAAAAUAACGCGCUUACUAGUGAGCCAAAUAACAUUUUCUACAAAAUGUCGUAGUGCAAAGUGGGUUAUGCUGGUGAUGGUCAUGUUUGUGGAAAAGAUUCUGACAUUGAUGGAUUUCCAGACGAAGAACUCAGUUGUGAAAAGACGACUUGUGGAAAGGUACUCAUCUUCCAAACAUCUUCACUUGUGUUUACUCGAGUCAUAUUCUAGUUUAUUUUGUCGUGUCCUCCCCUACUUUCCAUGAAAAGUCACAUGUAUUGAAAUAUGCGAUUCAAUUUCCAGGAUAAUUGUCCUGCAAAGCCAAACAGUAGCCAGAAAAACGCUGAUGGAGAUGAACUUGGAGAUGCUUGCGACCCAGAUAAAGACAAUGAUGGAAUUAUAAAUAAAAGGGUAGGUUGUCCCAUGAUUCGUUUUUAUCCUCGUAGGUUUCCUGAGCUUACUCUUCCGAAAGAUUUUUCUCAUUUCUUGAAAACAACUAUAGAACCCUGAUUUCUUAGAGAAUGUAGUAGCGCUGAGUAUAAAUACAAGACACACCCCUACUGGACCUCUAAAUACCAGCUUACGAUCACAUAGCUAAUAGAGUUGUAUAGUAAUAUAAGGGAAGACUACUAUUAGAUCAGUAGGGAAGACGAUAAGAAUGACCUUCACUGGAACUCUAGAGAGAAGGCUCAGAACAUGCUUCUAGACAGAACUGGAAGAGCGACUCGUUUAGGGAGUAGAAAUUAUGGAAGUAUAUCAUCUACUGCAGAUUUCUCCCUGUAGUUUAGGGAGUAGAAAUUAUGGAAGUAUCAUCUAGUGCAGAUUUCUCCCUGUAGUUAGGGAGUAGAAAUUAUGGAAGUAUCAUCUAGUGCAGAUUUCUCCCUGUAGUUUAGGGAGUAGAAAUUAUGGAAGUAUCAUCUAGUGCAGAUUUCUCCCUGUAGUGAAAAUCUAUAACAGGGGAUGGCAAUUAAACCUCAAACUUAACUUUAUUCUACUUUUUUCUAGGAUAUCUGUGAAGAGCUCUACAAUCCCACACAAGAAGAUGUUGAUAAGGACGGAAUUGGCGAUCUCUGUGAUAACUGUCCCAGAGAAAUGAAUAGAAAUCAGAAGGACACAGAUGAGAAUGGCGUUGGAGACGCUUGUAGUGAUGAUUAUGAUGGCGAUGGUUAGCUAUAUUGAUAUUUCAAAACCUCAUUCGUAUCUUUAUAUGGAUGGAGAUUUCCCUUGAUUUACAUAAACUUUCACUUUGAUUUUCUCGACUUACACAACGUAUUUUUUGAAAAUUAUUUCGCCGAUGAACUACUAGAUCGAUCGUUUUUGAAGCAGUAUAAAACAUUCGCAGUGUGUGUUUUAUCAGACCUAAUAUAAAACACUGCUGCUCAUGUUUUAAAUAGUACAUAAAGAACUGGCUUACCUCUGAGACAUAAACUGUAAAAGUACAUUGUAUAUCAAAAUUUUCAGGUUUUGUUUCAAGUGAUAACUGUCCAUACGUCAAAAAUGUCGACCAAAUGGAUUCCGACGGCGAUGGCAUUGGUGAUCUUUGCGAUAACUGUCCACUUGUAUCCAAUCCUAAACAGGUAAUUAUCAAUCAAGAAUCUCUCUAUUGCUAAGGUAAUCCAUGAAUCAUAUCAAACGAUAACAUCAAUUAAUAAUCAUAUCAAUGAAUCUUAUAAUCAAUGAAAAAGUCAACCAAUCGAAGUUACUCAUCAAUUUAUAUAUUGUGAAACUCAUUAAUAAUUCAUGAAGAAAACACAAAAGAAAUCAUGAGCGUGAAGGAGUUUGUAUAUCUGAUACAGAAUCAUACUGAUUUAUGUCCACAUUCACGUCCAUUCAUGUUGUAAAUAAUACAUCAAUGAACCAAUUCAGUAAUAAGUUCAUCAAUUAGCCAACCUACUUAGACUGGAUAGCUUUAUCCAUUCUCUAACACUAAACUCCAUUGCGAAGGUUGAUAAAGACAACGACCUACAAGGCGAUGAGUGCGACACGGACCAUGACGGGUAAAGAACUAAUAAAGAUAAUCAUCAUUUGCCAUUCAUCGAAACUCAACCUUGUUCCUUCACAGUUGAAUACAACUGUAUUAUUAUUGAUUUUCUCCUAGUGACAGAGAUGGUGUGGACGAUAGUAAAGACAACUGUUUAUUUAACAUCAAUCCAGACCAGUUAGACACAGAUAAAGACGGACAAGGCAAGUCUGAACUAAGCUGGAUAGUUCUGUUAAAUCUAAACUAGAGAUCGAGUGAUGCCUUAGACUAUAGUUCAAUGACUUAGACUGGUUUUAAUGCAAGAAAACAGGAUUACACGAAAAACACCUGCAGUUUUGAUCAGAGACGUACCAAGCGAUAUUUAGUUGGAGGGGUUAUGGCCCUGUUUUUGUGGCGAGUCUCGACAGUGAAGCACUCUAGUCUUUGGCAUGCCAGUGGAGUGAUAAUCAGAUAUCUGUAUACUGCAGAAAUCCUGCUUACAGAGGUGAAAGACAUUGUCACAGAAUAAAGACACACAGAAGGUCUACCCAGCCAUUCCCCCCUGGACGUCCGCCAUGUUGAAUAUUAUCAGGGGGGUUCAUGCCUCUCAUAAGCGCACUGGCUAGGAAUGGCGUCAGUAUUUUGAUUUACGCCAAAAUCAUAGGAAAAACCAAGAAGUUGGGCUUCUGUAUAGUCUCUAUUCUGUGACACUGUAUCACCACCACAUGAUGAAACUAAGAUUUCUGUGAUUCCGACAGGAGAUGAAUGCGAUUCUGACGAUGAUAAUGAUGGGAUACCAGAUGAACUGGAUAACUGCAGGUUGAUAGUGAAUACAGAUCAGAAAGAUGGCAUAGGUAUAGGAUUACUACACACGCAAAACGCACAAGUUGUAAAAAAUCUGCAGCAGACUUGUAGCAUUGACUUCAUAGACUUGUUCCAACAAGUUGGCGACUGGAUGUGUUCGCACUGCUUGUUCCAAGCUUGUUGAUAACUCGCUACAAGGUUCUUGAGCUCAACAGACUUGUUCCAAGUUAUUCCAACAACUUGUUAUCGUCCAUCUCUGGGUAUAAAUAAAACAAGAUCCCACCUUUUUAUUUUUCUAAGGUUUUGGCGUGGGAGAUGCAUGCCGAGACGAUUUUGAUGGCGACUCGGUAGUAAACUCUAAAGACAGUUGUCCUGAAAAUAGCGAGUUUUCUGAAGUGGAUUUUAGAAGAUUUCAAGCCAUCAAUCUGGACCCGAAGGAAGAGAAUCAGAAAGACCCAGUGUGGAAAAUACGAAAUGAGGUGGGAAGUGUAGAUGUAUGUUCAAGCAGACUUCUCAGGCUGAUCGAACUUCUACUACUCUAGAUCCACAGAGGAAGACUCUCAUGCCAUCCAGUAUUGUGGUAACACUGGAUCAGUACCCUUACUGACCUCUAGAUCAGAGCUUCUUACUCUAGAUCAGAGCUUCUUACCCUUACUGACCUCUGGAUCAAAGCUUCUUACUGGACCUCUAGAGAGAACAGUUCAAAACUGAUAGAACUACGAAUCUUAAUAAGUUUACUUUUUCCGAACCUUAGGGCAAGGAAAUCGAACAGUUGGAAAAUAGUGAUCCUGGUUUGGCAGUAGGUAAGCUUUGACUUAUUUUAAUCCAUUGCGUAGAAUUAUAGACCAUGCAUGAAAUAGAGUAGGGAGUCCACAUUUCCGAUAUCUCUCUUCACUUCUCUUCCAGGCUAUCAAUCAUUUUCAAACCUCGAUUACACUGGAACAUUUUACGUGGACACAGAGCGAGACAAUGAUUUUAUUGGGAUUGUGUUCGGUUACCAGAGCAGUAGUAAAUUUUACACGGCAAUGUGGAAGAAAUCAGGUCAAAUCUAUUGGGAUCGCAAGCCUUUCUUUGCUACAAGUGCGACUGGACUGACGAUCAAGGUUUGAUUAUUGAGUUUCUAUUUGAUUAUUAAGUUUAUUGAGUUUGUCGCUUAUUGGUGAGCGGAUUUCCCAACAAGCUAUCCCCAGUUGAUAGGGAAUCCGAGGUACCUACGAUUUAACGUCCUUACCCGAGAAGACGCGAAAGUCUAACCAUUUACUGGUGUCAAUUAAAGGUAGCUCUUUCGUCUCAGUUAUUUCACUAUUCCAUAGUUCAUUUUUUCACUUACUUCAUCCUAGGCUGUUCAGUCCAAAACAGGUCCAGGACCAGAGUUGCGUAAUGCACUAUGGAGCAGUGAAACCAUUAACAAAGAUCAGGUAACUAUAGAAAUAUGAAACUUUAGAUUAGCAAUCGAAAGGUUCAUCAAUUUAUAAGUCUGGUUUACACUAUCAAAGUUUCUGUGAUCACAGUAAGAAUUUUGCAUGGGUAAAUUCUAAGUUUUGAACGAUUUGUAAGAAAUGUUUGAGGAAACUGACAACGUGUUUGACACCAAGUCAGUUUCCUCAAACAUUUCUUAAAAAUCUUUCCGAAAACUUAGAAUUUACCUUUGCAAAAUUCCUACUAUGAUCAUAGAAACUUUCAGUGUAAAAAAACCUUUACAUGUCAUUUCUCAUGAAAGGUUAAAGUGUUGUGGCAGGAUAUGAACAAGAUAGGAUGGAAAGGAAAGACAGCGUAUCGUUGGCAAUUGAAACAUCGUCCUCAAACUGGACUUAUCAGGUUUGGAAACUAUUCCGGUAAACUGGACUAUUAAUUCUAUUUGUACUAGAUAGUUCCAUAGGUUCUAAUUGUUCUAGACUGAUAUCCAUGCUUUGUUGGUUCAGUGUUUCUAGGAGCAAACCUAUUCCAUAGGUUCUCCAUAGAAUGAACUAUUAAUUAUAUUUGUACUGGAUAAUUCCGUGGGUUCUAACUAUUCUCUUCAGAGGAAGAAAAACAUCAACUCUGCGGUGAUUGGUGAAAUCAAAUUGAAAGCAUUUUCACUGUGGUGAAAUUAUAGCGGGGUUAGUGGCAGGGACAUACCCUCUCCCCUCACCCUCCGGCGCCCACUUCUCAACAAGUUCGAUUCUUGACAGGUUAAGAAUAUCAAACGGUACUGAGAAUAUAAUAGACAGUGGCAGAAUAAUUGACCAGGCUUACAAAGGAGGCAGAGUUGGAGUAAUGGUUUUCUCACAAGAGAAAGUUAUCUGGUCCAAUGUCGUUUGGGAGUGUAACAAUG
Messenger RNA from Paramuricea clavata, 8181 nucleotides. The record is from the annotation of a GenBank genome assembly. Lineage: Eukaryota; Metazoa; Cnidaria; Anthozoa; Malacalcyonacea; Plexauridae.